This is a messenger RNA of Entrophospora candida, 135 nucleotides long. Lineage: Eukaryota; Fungi; Glomeromycota; Glomeromycetes; Entrophosporales; Entrophosporaceae. The record is from the annotation of a GenBank genome assembly.
AUGAUAUCAUUAUCAGAAAAAAGAAAAUUAAAAGGAAAAAACAAAGAUGAGAGAAAUGAAGAAAACAGCAUGUCAUUUUCACAAGAUUCACCAUCCUCUUCACAGGAUUCAUCAUCCUCUUCCUCUAUAACCAAU